AUGUCAGGAUACGAGGUCGAACACAACAUCCCCUCCUCGACUCCCAAACCCGAGCAACCCCCCCGCCGCCCCGACCUCUCGACUUUCUUUUCGACGCUCGAGCUUGUCGACACCUCCGGCGAGCGCACGCCGCAGUUCAACGCGCAUGCGUUGCCUACGCCUGAGAAUGUCGCUGCGGCAUAUCGCCUCCUGGCCAAUGCGUUCGAGAUGAUGCGCGGUGGCGGAGGGGAGCAUCAAGACAGCUCGAACGACCUACUGAGCACGCUCGUACAAAGCCUGAUGCAGAGCGCCGAUGAUCCGCCGGAUAAGGUGCAGGGCGUGCCGGAUAGUUUCUUGGAUCAGCUGGAGAGGGUGCCGAAAGCGGCGUUGAGGGAGAAAGAUAGUUGUCCGAUUUGUGGGAAUCCGUUCCUCGAUGAUAAGUACCCGCUGGUUGUGGAACUUCCAUGUCAUAAAGACCACAGAUUCGACCUGGAGUGCAUACGGCCGUGGCUGAAGCUGAAUCCGACGUGUCCGCUCGAUCGGAAGGUGUUGCUGAAGAAGAAAGAGUCGCCGCCGCCGCAAGCACCGGACGAAGAUGAAGGAGAGUACGACGACAUGUACGCAUGA
Molecule: messenger RNA, 606 nt
Organism: Coniosporium apollinis CBS 100218
Lineage: Eukaryota; Fungi; Ascomycota; Dothideomycetes
Exons: 3
Coding region: 1-606 (201 amino acids)
Source: RefSeq, a predicted model, not a curated record